Molecule: messenger RNA, 19850 nt
Organism: Ceratina calcarata
Lineage: Eukaryota; Metazoa; Arthropoda; Insecta; Hymenoptera; Apidae
Product: myeloid zinc finger 1
Exons: 3
Coding region: 1302-3440 (712 amino acids)
Biological process (GO): regulation of transcription by RNA polymerase II
Cellular component (GO): nucleus
Molecular function (GO): DNA-binding transcription factor activity, RNA polymerase II-specific; RNA polymerase II cis-regulatory region sequence-specific DNA binding
Source: RefSeq, a predicted model, not a curated record
CGGUGCCUCGGACGAUCUCUCUACUACGGUCCCGGGCCGAGUCCUUCGGGUUCUGCUCGUUUCGAUCGUGUUUAUUACCGAGGAGCCCGCCCGUUCGUGUCCGCUCUUUUUCGUGUGUCACGGUGAUCGGUCGCCGGUCCACGCGGACCUGCUCAAGGUGAACGUUGGCCUCGGAGAAAGAGUUCUGUGCGAGAGAAAACGAGAGAGAACGGUCCUCGUGAAAUACGCGAUUGCCCGGGAUCGGCGUACGUGGUGUCCAUGUGAACGCAUCCCGAAAAACGUAAACGCGAUGUUCGACGUGUGUCUGGGAUGGUGCCAGUCGACGGUAUGUUCGGGUGUCUCUGCGUCGGUUCGUUUGCAUCGCGAUACGUGAACAAAAUCAGUGAUCGGUAGUACGUAGUAGCUACUGGGUCGUUCAUCGAACGCCGGUCGAUCGUGCGGCGUGGCGAACACCGCUCGGACGAUGCUCGCACGCUGACAAGAAAGAGAGUUUUGUUUCAUCGCGGACGCUCGAGUGUUCUCUGUUCGAUUCGAGGAGCCCCGCGUUCCAACGUCGUCCGAAUAUCGUGUUGCGCUUACUCUACCUCGGGGCUCGUGUUCUCGUUAAAUGUCGAACGAAGAAGCGUUCUCCACGCCGCGUAACGUAUUCCGGAGUCGAUGUUUCGGAUCCAAAAAAUGCGCCACGAGUUCCGACCCCGGACUCGAUCGUGUCGAAUUUCGAGUCAUUUUGGCGCCAGUGGCAGCGUUCACGGAUACCUCCGCUUCUGUCUGCCUCCGUUUCUUACCGUUCAUCGAUGAACAUUUCAAGUUUGGAAGGCUCCGAGGAAAGUUUUGGUGCAACCGUGAUGAGAGAGAGAGAGAGAGAGAGAGAGAGAGAGAGAACUGGAUCCUCGUGAUAAAAAAAAUAACUACGUGCUCGCCUCGCGUAACCAAUGAGCCUUUCCAUUUGCUCGCGUUCUAUGAAUCCGUCGAAUUGUAAUCUAGUUUUGCGAAAAAAAGAGUCACGCGCACGACGGACGGAGAGGCAGAAAAAAUACGAACGUGGAGCCAGAGAAACGGAGAGAGUGAGAGCUACCCAGCGCGGCGAGGGUCGAACGUUAUCUCUGCUGUAGGUUUAUCGUGAUAUUCCUCUUUGCCGUAGUCAUCGAAACAGGAUCAUUUUCGCCAGUUGACAUGACGAGGAUAUCGCCAUCGGCUGGUGAUCCCGGAUCGUUAUUGGACGAUAUAAAGUCAAUCGCUGCGAAUAAAACCAUCGGUUCUCGUUUAGCCCGGCUUCCCAACUUGGACCAGCAGAACUACACAUGAUCGGUCUGUGGAACUUUGCUUAUUCCAGAGAUACUGGCGCGCCCUACGUAUUGUACAAGGACAACAUGGAGAGACCCCAGGGCCAGUGGGGCCCCGGGCCGGGAUCUCUCCAGGACGGGGGACUGUACCCGCAGCAACAGCAACAGCAGCAACAGCAGGGCUCCUCCUCGUCCGGCAGCCCACAGCAGGCCUGUGGUCCCCCCGUCGAGGGAGAAAGCGGUCCCCCGCCUUCGUUGGCCUCCCCCGUGCCCUCGCCGUACCCCUCGGCACCGCCUGAGCCUCAAGCCCUAACCCCACCCGACGACGAUAUACAAUCCAACCAGGCCACCUCUCAACAGCAGCAACAGCAACAACAACAGCAACAGCAACAACAGACCCAACAACAAGUUCAACAGCAGCAGCAAGUUCAACAACAACAGCAGCAGCAGCAGCAACAGCAACAACAAACGCAACAGCAGGAUCACUCGCCUCAGCAACAGCUGACGCCCCACGAAGUGGACCGGAGCGAUUGCUUCCCAGGCGCGGGGGAGCUGCAGCAAUACCCGCAGCAUUAUUUCAAAGAGGCAAGGCCGCAUCCGUCGCCGUCGGUACCGCCGCACAUGCUCACACCCGGCGGCUUCUCCGCGUUACAUUACUUGAAACAGCCCGGCGUGAUGCUGACCUCGCUGGGCCAGGGCGACGGUGGGCCCGGCCUGGACGCGCAUCAGUACGCCAGCCCCGGCGCGCCGAAUAUGGCCACCGGGCUGCCGGACAUCGUCCAGCAGAGCGGGAAGUCCGGCAAGGGGGCGAACAGCGAUCUACGCUUGUUCAAGUGUCUGACGUGCGGGAAAGAUUUUAAGCAGAAGUCGACGCUGCUGCAGCACGAGCGGAUCCACACGGACAGUCGACCGUACGGGUGUCCGGAGUGCGGGAAGCGGUUCAGGCAACAAUCGCAUCUAACGCAGCACCUGCGCAUACACGCGAACGAGAAGCCGUAUGCCUGCGUGUACUGCGAGCGUACGUUCCGGCAGCGUGCGAUCCUCAACCAGCAUCUGCGCAUCCACUCGGGUGAGAAGCCAUACCAAUGUCCGGAGUGCGGAAAACACUUCCGUCAGAAGGCGAUCCUGAAUCAGCACGUCCGCACACACCAAGACGUGAGCCCGCAUCUGAUCUUCAAGAACGGGAUGACGCCGACGCUCUGGCCGCAGGACGUCCCGUUUCCACCGGAGGAGGGCAAAGAAGAGGUCGCGUCGACGUUCGGCGACACGGACACGCAGUCGGGCGCGUUCAGCCCCGCGCCGGACGCGAAUUCCAUCCAGUACCCGGCGUACUUCAAGGACCCGAAGGGCGGCAAUCAUCCGGUUUUCGGUGCCGGCGGUACCGGCAGCUUCGGUGCGCUUCAAUACAUCAAACAACAAGGCGGUAGCAAAAGCUGUUUACCGGACGUGAUACAACACGGUCGCUCCGCGGGGAUGCCAUUAUACGUCCGGUGUCCGAUCUGCCAGAAAGAGUUCAAGCAGAAGUCGACGCUGCUGCAGCAUGGCUGCAUCCACAUCGAAUCGCGGCCGUACCCCUGCCCGGAGUGUGGCAAGAGGUUCAGGCAGCAGUCGCACCUCACCCAGCACCUACGCAUCCACACGAACGAAAAGCCGUACGGUUGCGUUUACUGCGGCCGUAACUUCCGUCAGCGCACGAUCCUUAAUCAACACUUGCGCAUCCACACCGGCGAGAAACCGUACAAGUGUCAGCAGUGCGGCAAGGAUUUCCGUCAGAAGGCGAUACUGGACCAGCACACACGCACCCAUCAGGGCGACCGGCCGUUCUGCUGCCCGAUGCCGAACUGCAGGCGGCGGUUCGCCACCGAGCCCGAGGUGAAGAAGCACAUCGACAACCAUAUGAACCCGCACGCGGCCAAGGUCCGCAGGAACUCGAGCAGCGACACGAAACCGCCGGGGACGCCGGCUGGUCUCGGCCCGGUACCGGUGCCCAGGGGCCUCACGCCGACGGUGGUGAAACCGGAGCUAUAUUUCCCGCAGUGUUACGCGCCCGCGUUCAAUCACCAACCGCCCGUGUCGACGUCGCAAUUCCCGGCACAGGCGAACGGCGUCUCCGUUGCCGGCGAGUUCAAGCCACCGACCGGCCUGCCGCCGCAGUGACUAACCGUCCAUCCUGCCGCCUACUAGCAAGCAGGAAUACCGCUGAGGUUUCAGCGAUGCUUCGGUCACGCUUUGCAGACCGACGCCGCGACGGCGUCGACGACGACGCCGAGCGUCGCGUCGUACCGAUGCAGCCAACCGAUCCAGCAACACUACCCGUGACGUUUAUCGUGCAUUUACUAGGCUCCUUCUUUUCGUUUCGCGGUUUGCUCGCGUGCCGAGUUCCAUCGCUUCGCACAGCCUCGGAACGCGUCGCCAGCUAGUUACUCGGCUCGACGGUGAUCAAGCCACUUCGGUAUUCUCAUCGAUUUCUUGUUCCGUUCAAUCGUACCGAAUUCGUACCGUGCAAAUCAUGCUGAUCGAUCGAUGGUGCAUUCAGUUUUAACCGCGUCUGACACGUGCGACCCGUUUCUACUUGCUCGGUCUUGUCACCUUACGCGUCGCGCACCUCGCCAAGGAUACGCAGCUCACAAUCGUUUAUUCUGUUCUUUCGGAUCAUCGUUACCUGAAGAAGUAUAUUACGGAAGCGCAUCGAAGUGCGACCGCGUUCUGUAAUACUACCAAUAGUGUUCUACCGUGUUUAGAGGCAACAGACUGCCGGCUGACACGCGCCAAGUCACGAAUCGAACCGAGCUGAGCGACUGCAAAUGGGUUUCGAACGAAGAACCGACGGAGAGACCGAGCAGAGGAGAGACGGGAGACCGUUGUGUGUCGUUCACCGUCGAGCCGAUCGACUGGCGCCAGAAAAAUGGUGACUCAACCAACGAAGAAUUUCUCGUCUAUUCCCCUCUCCGCCCCAUACGUAUUUUUUAUAUAUUAAUCGAUCAACGGCGUACCUUAUCGCGUUUUUUUCGUGGACAUGCGAAUAGCUCGAGAGAGUUCGGUGGUUCCGCGCGCGCAGGCCGUCCGAGGUGUCGUUCGUCACACCGUUCUCACACACGCAAAAAAUUACACACACACACACACACAUACACACAUACACACGCGUACGUGGUAUGAAACGUACACGAGAGAAUAAAAGAGUAACUCGUAUCCGAGGGGUGGGUUGCGACACGGAUAUGAGAAGACGUUCGAUUUCGAAGAUCGGAGUUAGAACAAGAGAAAAAAAAAACAAAGUUGAUAACGAUUGUGAUACGAUAUUUAACUUGCCUAUGUUUAAUGAACCAGAAAGAAGAGUUGGAAGAGGUGAACAUACGACCACGAGAAGAAUGUCUGUAAAUAUGUAAAGCCGUUCACUCCGACGAACGAACAAAUGAACGCGGAGAAGAGGGAGAGAAAAAAAUAUUGAAACGGCGCGAAAAAGAGCGAGCAAGAGCGUACGAGGCUGGCUGCGUGGAUGCGUUGUCGUGUGAAUGAAAUGAGUGAAAGAGAGAAAGAGAGUUGCGAAUGCUCGCGAGGAAUCGAGAGUGGCGCAGAGACGGAAGAUACCGCGAGUGGGUAGGAUCGCCGUGGGACACAGUGGGGAGUAGAUAAAAAGAAGAGAAGAAGACGAGGCGAGGGAGAUGCGAAAAAACGAGAGGAGAUGGGAAGAGGAAAAAGAAACGGUAAGAUUAGGGAGAGAGAAAAAAAUAACGCGAGAAAGGGUGAAAGCGAAGGAGGUAAGGGGAGAGAUUAGAUAGGAUUUACGUGGACGGCGUAUGCCCUCGAAAUGGUGAGCCAUAGCAUUUCUUUUUGGUUUUUAUUUCUUUUCCUCGGGGUACGGCAAAUUCGACGGUGACGAUAGUUUCCCGCGAUGGGAAGGUACGACUCUUGCAUACUAUAGUAAUAUUUGAAUGUAUAUUUAUACGACAGGUUAUAUUAUUCUAUUAUUAACUAUAAUGAUGAUAUUUUGAAUCGGUUUUAAAAUCAGAUUGGUGCUGAACACGUAACACUAGGUAAGCGACACAAAGCGAAACAGGAGGAAGAGACGAGAGGAAAAAGAAUACGAAAGAGGAGGGAACGUGGAAGAAGGCUGAGACACCGUAGAGUAGCGUAAGUAGGAUAGUCGAUAGAGUAGAUCGAGAGAGAAAGAGAGAGAGAGAGUGUGAGAGAGAAAGAGAGAGCGUAGCAAAUCGUGAAAUGAAAGAAAGGGAAGAUAAAAGACUUUCGAAGGACCUUGGUCAAGGCCGCUCAUCCGGAACUUAAUAAUAAUAAUAUUAAUAGUACUAAUAAUAAUUAAUAGUAAUACUGAUUAUAUUAAUAACGCAAUUAUCAACACAUCAGCCGGAGAACAGUUGAAACGAACGAAAAGGAAUAUAAUAGCAAAACUGAAAUGAAAUGUCUUGUGGCAAUACUUAAGAAAAGGGGAAUGAUAGAAGAAACACGUACACGAACACGAAAAGAACACAGAACAAGGAAAAACAAAAAUAUUGUGGAAAUUUCAACUUACUAGAAGAUAGUCUUUUAAAUUUCUAUAUUAAGACGUGUGAUCUCUCCAAUUAUUGUACAUUAUAUUAUAUAUAUAUAUACAUAUUAUAUAUAUAUUAUAAUGAUCUAUAUCUAUAGAUGACGAGAUGCAUAAGUAUAUGAUUACGAUUAUACGUAUAUUAGGCGUUCUACAGUUAGUCUUUUAUCAUUUAGAGACACAGAGAUGAUCUGAAGAUGAAUAAUUGUGCGGCCAUAUUCUCUGUGGCCUGUUCGUAGUGCCUCGGAAUUGCUGCUCACGGCAGUGAUUUGAUCGUAUUUUAGGAUGGUAUAUUAAUAAUUAUAUUGAGAACUGCAAUUAUCGAUACUCUGAUGCAGUACGCGAUACGGGAAAAGUGAAGAGAAGUGAGUCCGAAAGGAAAAUGAUACGAAAAAGAAAAAAAGGAGAGAGAAGGGUUAAAAAACGAAAAGUGAAGACAAGAGUCUAAAAAUAAAAAAUAAAGAGAAGGAAGGUAGCGAGUGAAUGAACAAAAGUGAUCGUGUCGUCAGGCGUCACGUUAAUCGACUCAUUAAAUUAUUAAAGAUCUACUUAUAACGCGUUUACAAAAAUAAGUUAGCGGAAAAAAGAACAGGAGCGCGAGAAACUGACAAUGUGAUCUUUCGCUGAUAAUCGUUGUUUUUUUAUAUCGUAAUAUUAUUAUUAUUACCCUCGUGUUUCUCUUUUUUCUUUCUUUCUCGUUCGUUGCGAACAGGUUGAGAAGAAAAAGAAACAGCGAAACGAAGAAACGGCUACUUUAAAAGGGAGUUCUUCGCGAUUCACGAGUAUUGGAAUCGUCACGAUGUGCGUUUCACGGUAAUAAUCGUUUGUGAUAUUUAUCUUGAUCUUUUUUAGAUCCGAUCGCUUCCCUCUUCUAGUUCGCGUUUAACGUGUUCGACCUCGCGACGCGCCAAAUUAAAUGAAACGUUGCCUCGAUCGUUGACGUUCUUAUGCCUUUUUAAAAAACUCCAGUAAACCGCAGUUACGAGAACUACAGAAUCUCAGAAUCGAUCGAUUCGAGUAUUUAAACCGGAAAAGCGAUUGAUAACCACGAAAGCUUCCAAGGAACUUUUUUUUUUUUCCAUCCAUUCGUCAUUUUUUUGGUUAAAUUUUUGGAGCCGCGACAAAAAAUACGUGCCGCGCGCGAAAACAAUAAUUCAAUCUUUUCGUUCGGCGACGGGACGACAAGAGCGGUUCCGCGCGAAAUAUUAUACAGGCCGGUGAAAUAAUAAUUGGUUUAUUAGCUGUUUGUAGAUCGAUGGAGCGGACGCAACGUGAACACGCUCUGUCGGAGAAGGAAAAUCGAUCAUCGGGAAUUAGUUAAAUGAUCAUUCGUGACGUGAACGACGUUCAGUUAACAUCGUUUUCUACCUUUCUUAUGCUAAUUGCUCGUUUGAUUCGCGAAGACUGGCUCGGGGUCCCCUCGAGUAUUUGGCAUCGCGCGAAUUAAUUAUAUCUACGUAAUAAGAAGGAAUACUCGUUUUGCAUCAAAGAUUUGUAAAAAAUGUAGAUACGAGCUUUUUUGUUUUCUUUUUCUAUUGUUUGUUCUAACUGGUCGUGUACUCAAAGUAACGACGGCAUCUCAUUGAUUAUUAUUAAGUCCCCUCUCACGAGAUUUUGCAUACGGUGCAGUUUAGAUUAGCAUCUUCUCUUCCUACUCCUUUCGAACCGGGUUUCUCCUUUUCUUUUUUUUACCGCCACACUUUUCAUCCAACUUCUAUUCUUCUGUGACACUCCUCGAUUAUACAAGCCGUGAACAUCGUUGACACAUUUCCUUGUCUUUUUGUAAUUCGUUUUUACACGCUAAUCUUUAUCGAGAUAAUCAACUACUGGCGCUUUAUGCUUAUUAUACUCUCUAAUCCCGCAGUCAGAAAAUCGGCCGUACGUUAUGAGCAUAGACAUAUUUAUAUAGUGCGUUCCGGAGAAGAAUGGAAGCAACAUCGGGACCGGACACCGGAGUUCGAAACUGUUUAUAAUCCUUUAUUACAUAGAUAUAUGAAAUACUUUAUAGUUGCCCGCGACUACGGUACUAUCUGCAGAAAAAAGGGGCGCGCGACAGCCAGCAGCUGAUCUGGCCCGAGACGACAGGGACGCGUUUUAUAGAGAUUUUUACUUUUAAGUUCCGUGUAUACGUGCCGGUCGCAGAGAACUCGUUGCGAACUGCUGCGAAACUGGUUUCGGGUGGUUGGACGACGUCAGAACCUUGUGUGGUGCCAUUUCGAUCGACGAAACACUCCGACGAGCGUCGUCGGUACGCGAAUGCGGCAAAGAAAAAAAGGAACAACGACGAAGAAGAAGGGGAGUGAAAAGAAAAAAAUAACACGUAUAGAGGCAAAAAGAAAAGGAAAAAAAGGGGGGCGGCGAUAGGUACUGUGAUAUCGAUUCGCUACAUAGCGAAGAUAAAGAGACUAAAAAAGAAAAGACGGAGCGCGGAGAACAAUCACGAAAGCCCUGUGUACGCGCGCGAUCGGAUGAUCCACGAGACGAUACCGUCGUGACGAUAACCGUCGAUGUGUAUACGAUGCUACGAUAACGUUUAUUUAUAAGCGACUUUUCUAUUCUAAUCUGUGUACAGUGUAUGCAGCGCGCCGGCUAAUAGGGCUCGUGGAUUACGUCCGGUCUUCUGGCUCGCGUGCGCCACAGUAGAACGUGUCCAGACGAGUCAGACUGAACCGAGACGGGGACUCGUUUCGCGAACCGUUCUUCGCUUCGAUUCCAUCGACUUUGAACUUUAGACCCGUUUCACACUAGCUGCGAGCAGUAUGCUUUAAUUUCAGUCACUCAUAAUUAGACUGCGAAUCUAUACGCAGAAUAAAACAUUUGUGAUAUAAAUUUGAAAAAUUAUAAAUUGCGAUUUCUUGUAUUCUUUAAGCGUUUCACUUUUGAUAUACGUCAUUGAAUAUUGAACAAAUUAGUCGUAUUCUCUGCAGAUGCAACAUUUUUAUAUUCAGUUAAUAUCGGACUAUACGUAAACGAUUUUUUGACUGAUUUCACCUGACCAUACUGUGACUGCUAGUGUCUCGUAUCAAACGUUACGGGAAAAUAUAUUCUGGAAGACCCCUCGUUUGCGCACUGAACGAAUCGGUCUUAUUAUGAAUAGACGACGAUGCUCGCAGUUCCCACGUCGAUCGAAUAAACUAUUUCGCGAUACCCGACGUCGUCCGGCCGUACCUCCUGCUGCACCGACGAACUUUUGUUAAAAACUGAACCUUGUUACUGCUACCUACCGCUACGAUUGCAUUUAUUAUUUGUCAUAUUAUAUUUUGUCUUUUAUAUUUAUCACUUGUUGCACGUUUCAUCGAGAGAGUGAGAGGGAGAGAGUGAGUGAGUGAGUGAGAGAGAAAAAAGUAAAUUAAAUGUGGAGAGUGCGAGAGAGCGGGGACGAACAAACGUGGAGAGAAAGGACUACCGAGUACGGGAACCAUUCCUUUUCCCGGGAUUUCAUUAAUUUUUUUAUUAGAUCCGUUGCAAUUUUGUAGUUUUUAGUACUAGUUUUCUUUUAUCUCUCAAGGUUCCGUGGUUCGAAGAAACGAAGAGAGCCGCGUUGGGUCGCGUCGUACCCCUGUCGUUUACCGAAUGCUCAACAUAGAUUAGGUUAUUAAGCUUUAUAUAUUAUUAACUAUAUUAUAACGGUUAUUGUAAAUUAUUGUUUUCGUUCUUUAUCUCUCUUGGUUUGUAAGACUCAGGGUCACGGUCCCGCAGACGGGGCCAGGCCUCGCGACAGGGCGACGGGCACCCGGGACAUCUCUCUUCUCUCUUUAGACUCCUCCGCACGGUUCUCACGUACUCGUACACGUUCUGUUCGCGUUCGUUUUAUUUCCUUUUUUUGUUUGUUCAUCAGAGAGGGAUUACAUGCACACGUGCCUCCGUUUUCAUGCAUUAUUACUAAUUUAUAACGAUCCGACGACGUAUCUUUUUUUUCCUCAUUCUGUAAACACGAUCACCGCCGCAACCGACUCCCCGUUCGACAGCGCGAGAUCUCGCUUUCAAAAUUUAGCUUUAAAAUUUUCGAUGCGGACGCCGAUGCAGGUGCAAUACAUUACGGAUGUGCAUAUGUACACUUAGGAUCGUGCCGCGGUGCGUUGAAAACUGUACCACGAGUAUUCGGUUGAAAAAUAGUCGGCAGGCGUUCUACCGGGGGAAAAAGAACGAAAAUGACCAGCGAUGGGGGGGAGGAGUUGGUAACGACGGAGGAAAAAAUUUUGGUCGCGAAAUCGUCGCCGGAAGAAGCAUUCUGCCGCGUAACUCCGUUCUUCCGCGUCGACGUCCCUUUGUUUCCGUGUAAUUGAAAACCGGUAGAGCGCCGGGCGUUAAUGUUACUUUGUCCGGGCGCGUUUCGAGAGCUCGCGAACACGCGUGCACGUGGCCAAGAUGGAAAAAUGCCGAGACGAAAGAAAUUCGUUUCCCCGUUUCGUUUUAUCGUUUCGGAUACGUAGCCUUUAUUUGUUUUUAUUAAAGAAAUUUCGAGCCUCGAUGGCUCACGCGAGCCGAGCGUACUUAGUGUUUCAACGCACGCGUAUAUACGCGCGUCUUAUUUAUAUAUAAAUAUUAUAUAUAGAUUUUUUAUAUAUGUAUACACACGAACUCGCACGAUCGUAAAUGUAAAAGAGUUUGAGAGUACGUUAUAUACGUUAAAAAACGAAAAAAAGGAAAAAAAUUAUGAGGGAUGAUCACCGAUGUUAGCGCAUGGCGCCGGUGACAGAGAUAUGCAUAUAUAUAUAUAUAUAAAUAUUAUAUAUACCGUUUUUUUUUAUUUACGAUUUUUAUAAUAUUUACACGAGAGCAGCGAAUCACUGAGCCAAGACUGACCUCUUUGUGUUUCUCCUUAAUUCGCGCGCAACGUUUCAUUUUGUUCAAUGUUUUUCCUUAUUUUCUUUUUUUUUCUAAUUUUAAUAAUCUCAUCUUCCGAGUCCCUUUGUUAAUUUUUCUCUGUUCGAUCUCUCUUCGAACGCACUUGUGAAUGGGAAACCGAAGCACAGAGAGAGAGGAAGAGAGAAGAAACGAAACACAACCCUUUCCUAAUCAACAACUGUCAUUUUUUUUUUAAGAAAACGAAAAAGAACAAAAAAUAUGCAAGAAAAAAAACUCCUCGCAAGAUCACAAUAAAUUUUUAAAUAAAAUCUAUUUUUUCUUAUGUACUCUUUUCAUUGCGCUCUUAUUUUCUCUGCUUUUCACCAUUUUAUUUAGUUAUUAAUAGGCCGCAGAUUUUCAUGCAAAAUGAAACCCAGAUAAGAAUUUGUCUCGUCUUUUAAAAGUAAUAAUACGCAUUUCACUAUCAGUCUUUUUGUGUGUCUUAUGAUUAUCACGUUUUCAUUGUUCUAUGUAUGAAAUCCGCGGUCUAGUUCUCAGGUCCACUUUACAGCGUUUCUCAUGACUACGUCGUGGACCACAUGAACGAGUUUUAUUUCAAGUCUUUGUCCCGAAUGAUUUCUUUGUGUUAUCGUCCCAGUCUGAGUCCAGUUCUCGUUGCUGUUCGGAAGAUGCAAAUUCACGUCGGAACCAGGUUCCUGAUAACAAUUUAGGGAGGAAUGGCAUCGCAUACAAGCUUGCUCUAUUUUUUCUCAAUUACUCUUCGACUCUUUCAUAGAUAAUACUUGCUAGUAUGAGACUAAUCAAAAAAAUAACGAAAGAGGCGUCGAACUUCUCAUAUCGACAUUCAUUUCUGCAUUAUAUUUAUUUGUAUAAGUUCCUAUCGACGUCGAUUUCGAACGAAAGAGAACGGUAAUCUUGUCCAAGGAACAAACUACAUGCAAAACGACGAUCGCGGGUGUUGAAUUCAAUUUGCCGGUGGAAUAAAUUCGGGCGGGCGUCGUAAAUCCAUGGAUGGUACACGGUCCCAUCGCGGUGCAACCAGUUUUGCGCGCGGCCACUCGUCAGAGCGCAGGUUCGCGGACUUUGUUUGGAUUAUUUGUGCGUGCACACACUCGGCUAAUACGAGGCGCGAGAGAAGAUGCUAAACUCCAUUACGCGGAAUCGUACAUUAAAAUCUCGUGCCCGAGCGGACGCAGAAACCAUUUGCUUUCAUCGAGAAUCCCUCGUGCCAGAGGUUCUCGUUAAAUCGCGAAAAUACCUAAACCCUUCGCUUUUGAAAGGGAAAUCUUAUGUCUGAAGCAGGCGCUGAUCUCCGUCGAGUUUAAGAAUAAUUUUGCAUAAGGUCUCAGAGUACAUCAAAUAUCACGAUACUCAGUGGAGUGUUAUAUUUUUCUCAGAUCGAGUGGCUCGUUCUACAUUUUCAAUUUACUUUCUCCAUUUCGCUGGAAGGUCUCGAGGUUCUACGAAGACCGAACUCCGAACUAAAAAUCGCGCACGAGAGCGAGAGGGGAGGUGGAGGUUGCCGACGAAAUUCGAUCGAUGACCAUCGAAAGAAACGGAGCCACGAUGAGGCAACAAAGCCGAGAGAAGGCACUCGCGCUCGCUCGAUCCCCGUCGAUCGAUCCUCGAAAAGUUCGACCGAUUCGCGAAACUCGCGCGCGGGACAUAACGAGUUUGAGAAACUCUGCCGUCUGCGAGAAGGUGCGCGACUGCACUUGACUUUCCAACUUUGCGACCGGCGCGGCGCGGCGCGCGGCCACAAAAGCGAGUCUGCUGCUCCGUCUAUGCGAAGUCUGCGCGAUUCUGUUACGCUCGCCCGGCAGACGGGAAAGGGAUGAAAAUUGAAACUAGGAAUACCGUUCUCGACCAAUAACCCGGUUGACCAAACGCGCGUUCACCAAAUAGGACUAUCAUAUACGUUAAGAACGAAGCUCUUUCCGUUCGCUAUACUUCGAACAGCUGUUACGAAAUUGCCAUGAACCUGACGUUGAAACGGUUCUCUCGAGCAUGAAAUACAAUCGAUUGUAUUGCAUUAAUAAUUCGAUCUCGCAAUCAAUUUCUUGGGAGUAAAGUUAAAUGGUUUAAACAAAACACGAUAAUAAGAGAUAAAAGGAAAGCAAAGUUUACGGGCGAUAAGAUUCGAAUCGAGGAAUGACAUCGUGGACCCGUGACCCAUCCGAGCGGUUAUAAAAUCCGGACUGCGAUAAGGCUACCGACGUGUAUACAUACAGACGCUGGAAAUCGGGCAGAACGGCGCGUUAAUGUCGUUAUUGCCAAAAAUGACGAGGAACGAGGAGUUUACGCGGCUCACCGAUACCAUCAGCGUGCCAUCUUAACCAGCCGCGCACCGAAUCCGGUUAGACCGGUUCGGCGAGACGUUAGAUUUUCGCGUGAUCGCACUUUCGGUUUCUGAAUAUAGUGUCCUUGAAUGGAGUCCUGCUCCGCGAGCGGCCCCGGCGUGGCUGGCCGAGGUGAUGCAAGAAUGAGUGCAGCGAAAUUUAAAAAUCAAAAAACGAGUCGACUUACGAGUAUUGAAACAAAAAUAAGAGCCACCGAGCAAAGAGAGAAAAAUGUAUGCUCGGGACUUGGGUAAUUACGGGCCUUUAUCCGAUGUUUCGGAUUUCAUUGCUGGCCCGUCCCCGGUGAUUACGUCUUCGUUACACCUCGGCCGAGACGAAUUUCGGUACCCGGGAUUAUCGAUAUGAUUUUAAUUGAACGACAGUUGCUCAACCGAGGGAACGAUCUUCGAAAGGAGCUUAAUUAGCGGAUUGGUAAUUACGAAUUUUCAAUGACGGCCACGCGUCGCGCCCGUCGAUUUCUUUCACGUAUGGCAACAGCCCCGCCUAAUCGAUGUAUGAUUUAUUCGUCUUACGUACAUAUAUACCGGGAAACCGGUUCCAAACUGCGCUUCAAAAAUAACUAUUUACCACGCUACGUCAGAAGCGGAUCUCGUGGUAGGACAAAUUACGAUAAAACAGUAUCGAGUGGUUAAAUUAAAAAUCGCGUUCAAUCAUUAUUCCCGAGGGCUAUAAAAAAAAUAUGCAACGUUGUGAAAAGAGGAGAUUGGUUACACUCGAGGAGAUUAUACGGAGCUGAGAGCGCCCGGGCUAAUCCUUGCUUCUCGAGAGGCUCGGCAGGCCUGGCCAGGGUCUCGUUGCAAAACGUAAGUCGAAGGACGCGAGCGGAGGCAUUGGAACGGCGCGGCGCGAAGAAUGAUGGAUCAUCGUGCAUGCCCGAAAACCCGUCGGGACUGCGCGCGGAUGAAGAAUGCUGCCUCGGGAUGAGAGGAAUCCGGCUGGCGGAGCCGAGACGAAACGCAAACGAUAUCGGCAAUCGAAAAGCAGAUUGAUCGGCGCAAACUAAAUCCGAGCUUGAUUUUUGUUUCUCGCUUCGAGUAUCGUCCGUGUCAACGGGGAGAUCGUGUAUUAAAUUCUUUCGGUAGUGUCGUCGACAGAUGAGAGAUCCGAUUGGAUCGUUAGCAACGUUGAAUCAGAGGAGUACCGUGAUAAUGAGAUGCUGAACCGUGCAUGAACUCGAGUCUUGGGAACGGCCAAAAAACGGCUUGGAACCAAGGAAAAAGGAAGGUUAGCCGGGCUCCCGGUGAACGCGCGUACGCUGCUUCACGUGGGAGAACGGGACGGCGACGAAUAUAGAGAGAAUCAUCCGUGAAAUAGCAACAGCAACGGUCUGCAGAGGAGCAUGAGGAAGAGAGAAAGGAAGAAAGAGAGAGAGAGAGAGGGACAGAGAGGGAUGACUGGUACGAGCACGGCCCAAACAAGGAGCUCCUUCCGAGAAGGAGCGACGAGGAGGGAAGUCCGUGAUAAAUAUACGAAUCGGCCCGGGUGCAACGGAGAAGACGAUUAACCGGGAGAAAGAGGCGCGAGAACUGCGGCAAAAACAACAAAAAGGAUUGCAUAGAAAACGAGAGGGAGAGAGAGAGGGUUGAUUCUGUACCCCGUUCCGAAUAAACAGAAACGAAGCUGAAAACGGUGGAGAGGAGAGAGCAUCGGUGGAAAAAAAAUCACACGAUAAACACGGUGGAGAGAGUCGAUAAUCGCGGAGAGUGGGACGAGAUCAGACGCAGCGGUGAAAGACGCGGCGAGGACGGAGACGGAGAUAGAACGGGGCCCGUGAGGACGCGACGGUGGGACCGGCGCGGCGGAAAGGGGCCCCGGAGAUGAAGAGGGUAACGGAGAGGAGAGACCCUCGCUCCGCCGUGAGUCUCCCCGACUCAUAACUGGUUAAGCUGGAGGGGGGAACGCCCUUGACUCGGACUCUCGGUUGGCGGGGGAGUGGGCCCACGGUUGCGGCCUUGAGUCGGCCCGUCUCGUUCUUCGACAGCGUUUCUCAAUCUCGCAGUCUCGUCGGGGGUCUACCGACUUGCGUCGCGUCGUGACGUUGUGCCCGAGAAAACUUGUAAUCGACGCGCGAGAGAGAAAGGGAGACAGACGGGAAAGGGAGACCCGCGUCGUCGUCGGUGUACAAGAGGAGUCGAUCGGAGAGAAAAGGAGAAAGAGAAGGGACCGCGGCCGUACGGACGGAGCCGUAGUCGGUUGGUAAGCCGCUCGGUAGGGUCAGGUGGCCGACAUUGUUUUCGUGACAUUCCUAUGCUAUUCGUGUUUUCGCGGUCAUGUCGUUCUUUGGUUUCUGUCUUUCCCCCGAUUCUUGGUAGACGACCGACGGAGAUCGAUCGCGCACGCGGAGAACUCUGUUUGCCUGCGACUCCGACUGAUUCACCGAACUCCCUUUCCAAGUCAUCACCGAUCGCUUUAAAGGAGAGCGUGCGAGCAAGAUAUAAUUUGUAGAGAUUCGAUGACUGAGUUAUCGUACAACACGUAUAGAAACACAGAAUUGGAAGUAGAGACAACCGACCACGGCGAAAGCUAAUCAUCGGCAAAUCGUCAGUCACGCGGGCCUCUCGAAAUGAGUCGUGGUUUAAAGAAUGGUUCAAGGUUCGUGAACUUGCCACGACGAUCGUCGCGACGGCUCUUACGAGAGGAGCCCGGGUUCAGGAGGAGAGUAACGAGAGACCUCGCGGUGUUCAUACAAGCCCGCUCGUUCACUCGUUCGCCUUUGCCUCUUUCGUCUGGUCACGUGAGCAAAAUUCCUUUUCGACGCAAACCAACGCGACGCCGGCGAGCCUGACGAGCUCGGAGGAUCUCGUCGAAGAAAAAACAUUCCGAUGCGCUGAUUGCAUCUACCGCCGCGUUGAACCGGUGCAUCAACGGGUGGAGGUGUUAAUCGGGUUACGAGUAUCCUCGAUCCCCGAGCCGAGGAAGAACCGCGUUCCUCUCGACCACGUGGUAUCGUGCAUCAUCUAAAUUUCCCAGGCGUAAAUUGAUACAAAACAAAUCCGGGAAACAACUUCUGAGGAAGAUCUGAUCCGAACCGAUACCGCAAUUUUGCGAUCACGACAUUAGAAAGGGAUCUUCUCACGUGGCAGAGGGCUGCAAGCGUAAUUACAAUAAACGGCAACUGGGUCGAACGCGAUCACGGUCGAGGAGAAACGGUUUACCGCUUUCGCGGUCCCUGUCAUUUCGCGUGAUUAUCGCUGGAAAUGCGCUGAUGCCUCGAUCCCGGCGCGGUAGAGACAGAUACGAUCGUGUAUCAUCUCGCUCGCGAGCAGAUGAGAGCCAGUUAUUAUCGCUAUCGCGGAUACACUAUCCUGCCUUUCGUUUGCUUCUUCGAUUCGCGGUUCGUUCGAGACGCGUCUUCUAGCACGCAUCGGGCUAAUAUCCCCGUGGUCGUCCGUGGUAAUCGUUCAUCGUUGGAGGCUGCCGGGAUGGAAUGGAGAGCACGGACGAACGACUUAAUUACAGUCAUCAGCCGGUAGCACGAGUCGAGAAAAAAUAAUCGCGUUCCGCGAGUGGACACAGAACAGGGUUGUUCGGCCCGACUCAUUUCCAUUGAUCUCGUCCGAUCUAUCCCAAUGCAAUCAUGAGUCAGACCAAUGAGAGAUAAACGAUCGGAGGAAAAAAGGGCAGAGAGUAUCCUCUCGCAGUGCCCCGGAAGGUGAAAUUGAGGAAGUUGAGAACAAAACGCGGCUCGUCUGCCAGAAGCGUCUGCAAGGCUAAAAGAGCGGGGGACCGUGCCAUGGUAAAAAGGAGAGGCAACGGGAGAGCGGACCGGGAACGCGAAAGGAGACGAAGCUUCGACGAAGAGCGGUGCGAGCAGACGCGAAGGGAAGAACGAGGAGACGGUACAUCCGACGAGUAUAGAGAAAAAGAAGCCCAGCGCACGCAUUGGACAGAGAGACGGUUACGGCGAUGCGAAAGGGUGAAGGAGAAGAAGUGCGAUCGCGACGAUCCCAAGGCCUGCGAGGACGAGCGAGAAAGAGAGCAGGGGGCGAAGUUGGUCCAUACGACGGGCCGCGUAUAUAUAUACACGACGCAGCGAACACCCUUUAUACUUUAUUUUGCCUCGACGCGAAAUACCGGCUGACAGUUACUCUCUCGAACGAAAUAAAAGGAUGGUCAUCCCUCUUUCUCACUCCGUUUCUCUCCCUUACCGGCUCGCUCGGAAGAGAGGAGACCAACUCCGCGGAGGAACUUCCACUUGGCCUACUACUCCACUCCACACGCUUGCCCGCCACGGACGAGCUACCGGGGCUUUUCUUUUUACGCGAGGCCACUUCCUGUUCGAACUUUGUUUUUCUUUCUUGUCCCGUCGCCCCCGUCCGCCUCCUCCGUCUUUCUUUCUUUCGUUCCUUUCGUUUCCUUUCUUUUCCCUUUCUUGUUGUUGCCCGGCCAGACCCCGGCCACGGGAUUAUGUAACGCAUAACGGAGAAAUCUAAACAAGCAAAAGACCACGAAAUCCACGCGGAUCACCCACCCGCGCGAUCCUCCUUUUGCGUUACGUUAUCCUCCCUCCGCGCGUUCGAAAUCUUUCUCUCGUGACUGUACCGUGCUCUCCCUUCGACCACGACCGAUUCACCUUUCGAAAGGGAACUACAGCUCGGACCGAGUCAACCUUAAUCAGCGGUCCACGGAUUGAUUUCGUUUGUUUGGAAACGCGAUCGUUCCAAUUGCAUAAAUUAACGGGAAGAACGAAACCCGUCGCGGGGACACCGUCCACACGUUAUUCAUGCGUGUACGCGCAGGCUUUCUAAGUCUUGCUCAAUUAGAAAGUGCCACAUCCGCGCCCCGCGGGCGCGAGUUCAUUCGUAUAUUAAAAUGGAAUGUAAUCUUCGCCGGCCGCGUUACACUUCGUCGACCAGAAACGUUAGAAACGCAGAAUUUUAAACUUUUCAACUUAUUCGUAUCAAAGUCAGACAUGCUGCCAUGUCUAAAUAUCAAUUAGCUUCAAGUAAGAAGUUGAACGUAGUUCCAGAAGGAAAAAGAUUUUAGUGACAAGAUUAUUCAAAUUAAGAUCGUUUAACACGGUUAAUGAUUAAUUUGAUUAAAUUCAAUUUGGCCCUUGCUACGUCAAGGGCUGACGCCUGUACGAAGGGUGCAAAUGAAGAGGACAGAUGGUCGUUUCUUGUCCUCGGACUCGGGGCUGUUUCGCAUAAUAGCCGCCGGUUUUGCCGGUCGUUGGAUUUAAUCUAUCGAGGUUUAUGUCAGCCAUUCCGCGGGCCGACAAACAACUUGCGCAGCAACAGGUUAAUCGCGCUCGAAAACGGACCGCAAAUGUUAAACGGUUGAAUGAUUUGUUACUUCCGUUGUCGCGUGAAAACUUAAAUCGUUCAAACUCCGUCUUUGAACAUCGUUAAAAAAUUGACAUUCUCGUUUUUCUUCUUAUUUAGACACAGAUCGAGUCGAUAAGAAGCAUUACCAGCAACAUGUGUCGAAACGUGGAUCAUUAAAUAAAUGCGUCCUUGAAUUUCAGCCAAAAUUUUUACUGAAAUCAAUUAGGAGUAGAUAAUUAAAUUUCUUAUUGACUCAGCUUCUGUCUACUAAAUUUCACAUUAAUGGAAUUUUGCAAGGGUUGAGCUGGUAAUCUCCGAAGAUUGAACUUAUACGAUCGAGCUUAAAGUGAGUACACAUCAUCAGCGUGAUCCGAGCGCUGUCCUUGGCGGAUCAUUAACCAGUCUCAUACGAGUCAAUCAGAGAGCCCCGGUGAUCGAUACGCUUUGUUUUCUCUCGGGCUACCGAGUGCCGGCCGUUGCUUUCGUUCCCUCCCGAGCCAGUCGAACUGUUUAUUGUAUGUACAAGAGCGAGUGGUUCUUUAGCUCGCGCGGCAGCUACCUGCCAAUGAAACGCCUGCCGACCUUCGAAUCGGAGUCUGACCGUUUUUCUGCUCCGCGCCGUGUCGGUAGCUCCUUGCCAUGCGGGACCCGAGACCGUGCUCCGAAACGCGCGUAUCUAAACGAACCCAGCGUCGAAUGAACACGUACGGAAUAGGGAAGAGAAAAACGAGCCUUUGAUAUACACAAUCGCGCGGGCGAAAAAAGUGUGUCGGAUUUUUAGAGGCAACGCUUCCCGAGUUGCAUUUUAUAAGGGGAUCAAUUUAUGUUCGAAUCAGAGUUCAACGAACGGGCGAUGAACCUAAGACGAUUCAUUUUCAAACUCCUUCCUUUACGAUUUUCAUUUACUUAGGAGCAAAUUCUUUCUGCAAAAUGCACCAGUUAUCAGCUUAAAGAAUGAAGAAUGUUUUAGAUGAACAUUGAAAUAUGCGUUCAGCUUUUAAUAUUCUGAAUAGCUUUAUAAACUACGUAGAGCACUGAUAAUUUCUGCAAUUUUCUUCUAAACGCUUGGAAUUCGCAGUCUAUUUAUAAGUCGAGGCAUACGAAUGUCGGCGAAAGGGUAAUUUAAAAUUAGUAAAAUUGAGAGGUGUCAUAGAGCAUCGAUGCGAAUAUAUUUGCGAGCCUGACAAAGGGGUACGAUAAUUGCAUCGAGAGCGAUGGUAGUUAAUGAAGAGAGAACCACGGAAUGCUCGCAAAGGGUGGACACGUAUUACAAAGGUGAAUAGAAUUCUAAUGAAAACCGUGGCCCGUUUCAUGCCGAUACGUUUUUUAUAAGGAUUUUAUACGAGAGAGGCGCGCGCGUAAAGAGGUACUUAACUUGUUUCCCUUGAUUCUUCGUUGACGGAGAAAAGAUUCCUCUAGCACGCGUAAAACGGGCUCGAGCGAAACGCUGACGAACAACGACUGUUAAUUCUCAAAACGCGUAUCCAUUUUUAUCAUAUCCUCGUUGUCUCUCACGCAGUUCAUAAGUCUUAUGACAUACAUUAGCCAAUAACAGUUAUCAUUUAGAAUAACAAAACGUACUGAUUCUAUA